Molecule: messenger RNA, 721 nt
Organism: Labrus bergylta (ballan wrasse)
Lineage: Eukaryota; Metazoa; Chordata; Actinopteri; Labriformes; Labridae
Source: RefSeq, a predicted model, not a curated record
GCGUUGUCCUCCAUGGACAUGGAGCAGAGAGACUACGACUCCAGGACGGCUCUGCAUGUUGCAGCUGCUGAAGGACACGCUGAGGUGGUCCGCUUCCUGCUGGAGGCCUGCAAAGUCAACCCAGUUCCUAAAGACAGGUGGGGAAACACACCACAGGAUGAAGCAGUUCACUUCGGUCAUCACGACGUGGUGACCAUCCUGCGAGAUCAUCACACGAAGUACAACCCGCAGGAGACGACCACCGACAAGCAGAGCGCAGAGCAGAACCUGGACGGGUUGCUCUGAGGGAGAGAAGAAGAAGUCAGUGAAGCCGAGCGGGACGGUUUGUUCUCAGAGAGAAACGUCUUAAAUCAGGAGGUUUGAGAGGAGAAUCUAUCAAACACUCACAUGUAGGAACAGUUAGGAACAUUAAACUGUAAAGAGGAAUCUUUAGAAACAACUUAGAUAACAGUCCGUUAAACACACACCCCUCCAGUGUAAAAGCUCCUCCUCAUGUUGUUAGAUGUAGUAAGUUUUUGUAAGAUAAAUUGUAUUUCUGUUUGAUUUCUCCUCCUGUGUUCAGUCAUCACCUUUGUAGCUCUGUAGGAAGUGACCAGCCGCCAGCAGAAUGCUGGGUAAAUUUGGCUGCGGCUGGUGAGUUAAAGGACUCACCUGUUUUUAUUUUGAAAAGGUGAUAGAGGAAGUAGCAGGUGUAAUUUGGAGUCCAGGUGUUAAAAAACCU